Molecule: messenger RNA, 2529 nt
Organism: Peronospora matthiolae
Lineage: Eukaryota; Oomycota; Peronosporomycetes; Peronosporales; Peronosporaceae
Source: the annotation of a GenBank genome assembly
AUGGCCACCGACGUCCCGCUUGUAGCUGCUGCUACUUCAGACGCGACGACCGAGCUGUCUGCAGCUCCAGACACUCCCGCGUUCGUCUCUGCAAGCGACGAGAACCUUCCACACAACGACAUCGAUGAGUUCCUCGACGUCGUGGUCACCAGCGUCGACGCCGUGUGUCCCAGCGUGAGCCAGAGCCUCGCACUUUUUACGCUCUCGACGUCCGAUCUCCACGUCUACACCGUCGAGUUUGUCGUGACUCGAGGCGUUACUUCAUACUGUAUCAAGCGACCGCUUCCCACGCUGUAUGAAGUGUUAAGUCACAUUCAGACAACAUUUACAACACGCGAGCAAUCACCGCCAACUGACUCGAUCAAGCUGCCCGAAUUCCCUCUGAAAAGCACUCGCAACGACGCAGCGAUCGCCCAAUGGUGCACUCAAAUGACGGUCUUCUUAGCCGCUCAUCGAUGCGGGAUGCUGCAGCUUCAUCCGGAUUGGCUCGACUUUGUGGUCGAGCGUGGAGAGGACCAAGGCGCUCGACUCCACAUGACAGCGAUUGACUUUAUCUUGCAAGCUUUUCCAUUGGAGAAACUCGUUGUACCAAGAAGCUCACAACAGGAAGUAGUCGUACAAGUGACGGCGAGUGGAAAAGAUGAGGACGCGUCGCAGUUUAUUGUGUGGAAGUUUGAGCUGGAGGAGUUUGAUGUGGACUUCAGUGUCUCGUUUACUCCAGAGCUGUGCGAGCAGGAACUUGUUGAAGUGGUGCAUGCUCGGACGAGAUACGUCGUGACGAUAGGUCGAGCUGUAGAAGGGUCCUUUCGAUGUGAUCGGGCUGGAAAAAUAACGCUGACGUGGGACAACUCGUACUCGAGGCUGCGUGGAAAAAACGUGCUGUAUCAGGUGCAAGUUGUGACAGGUAGUGUGAUGGCGUCCGCAACUGCUGCGGCGGAUGCGUUGGACGAAGCUGUUCGGGUGGAACAAGCCCGCAAUCACGAACGGAAUGCAGCGCUGUCGAGGGCACUUAUUGUAAGUCCGAUGUCGACGCCAGAUGCAAAUGAGCUGUCUCGAUACUCGGCGUACAUACCAAGCGCCAUUGCUCAGCAGAGCUGGUUGUUGAGCGCGCCGAUCAAUGUAGCUGGGCACUUGGCAUCGAAGCUUUUUGGGUCGCAAGAUCUAACGGCGGUAAUCCCGUCAUCGUUAGAUCCUGCGGCCCAAAAAGCUUGUCAACACAACAGAGGACUCGACAGUGAUGCUCGCAGCCUUGUGGAAGAGCUAAAUGGGCUCAACAUGCAGCUCAUGGAGCGGAUGGAAAUUCAUGAGGACAGUAUCGCCAAGCUAACUGCUCAACGCGAUCAAGAGCGGUCAAAGGCACAUAUAGCACUAGUGGAGAAGGACAAUUAUGCAAACGAGGUCAGGGCAAAAGAGGAUGCACUAGCCUCUACUGUCGGCGAACUUCAACGCAUACAACGAGAGCGGGAAGCGUGGCGUGAGAUACAAGCGGAACGAGAUGCACUGCUCGAAGAAAAACACCGCUGGGCAAUGGCAGACGACUUUGAUGGUGGUGAUAAUGAUGCUUCUAGCAUAGCUAGAGAAAUGGACACUGCGAUCCGCUACCGUCUUGAAAAGGAGCUCGGCCAGGCUGAAGCCACAAUACUGCGAUGCCGCGCAGAGUUGGGUUAUCCUUUGAAUAAUCAUCUGACGGGAACUUCCACUCGAUUCGAAACUAUUGCAAGGGAAAUGGCAGCGUCGAAGCACCGAUACGAAGAGCAGAUACAAAUAUGGGAGCAAGAACGUAUGCAGCUAACGCAGCAACUAGUGAAAGCUCGCGGCCAAAGACGUGUGCUGGUGACAGAGAUCCGUAACAUGCGAACUCAGACUGAAAGCCAGAUUGCUGUGGCCAUGGCUGAAGCGAGCGAGGCACGAAUGGUGAACAAGCGCUUGAAGACGCAAAACGGAUUGCUGCUGACUCAGAUCCGGACGCUGAUAAAUGAAACUGAAAGCAACGAGAAGAAGACUCGAGAUGCCAAAGAUGAGCUAGAGCCGCAACAAAAACAAGAGUCACAACAACUGUCACGCGUCCAAAGCCAGUCAAAGGCAGGUGAAGCUUUGGGACUAGAAACUGCAGUCGCGAUGGUAGAUCUUACCGUGAGAAGUCAAAACGAAGGAAGCAAAAGAGAAGCGGCAACGGAUGAGGUGGACGACUCCCCUGUUCCGUACACGUUGGACGAUAACGACAUCGCCGUGCUGAACGGUCGUCCACUGCCAUCCAUUGCAACCAGCGCAACGUCUGCUUCCCGUCCACAGCGUUACAAAGAGACAGAGACUUUGUCUUUGUCCUCUCCUGGGCCCCUGAUCGAUCGUCGCCAGAACCCUUUUCGUGCACGGCUGCUAGCCUUUUUCGAGGAACACGAUCCGACGAAGGUUGUUGAAGUGGACGAGAUGCUGCUACACUACAAAGGCGUGGAAGAAUCGCUAUUCGAGAGCUUGGAACUCAAGUACAGCUUUACUGAGCUCAACCGAUGCAUCGCUCAAGCUUUGUAA